Haliotis rufescens (red abalone) is the source of this 919-nucleotide messenger RNA. Its product is annotated as endothelial differentiation-related factor 1 homolog. Lineage: Eukaryota; Metazoa; Mollusca; Gastropoda; Lepetellida; Haliotidae. Gene Ontology annotation, molecular function: DNA binding. Bases 122 to 559 code for a protein of 145 amino acids. The transcript is spliced from 5 exons. Gene Ontology annotation, cellular component: nucleus. The record is from RefSeq and is a predicted model, not a curated record.
UCACAUCCUGUAACUUCCGGCAGAUAUUGCAUUGCUCCGCCAUAUUGCGACACAGAUCAACAGAGCUCAAACAAACGUUACCCGUAUAAUUAGGCGCAUUUCAAAUUAUAUUUUAUUCAUUAUGGCUGCAGCAUGUGAUUUUGACGUUGUUACCAUCGGAAAGAAACACAAGGGAGGACAGCGUUCCAAGGAGGCUGUCAACUCUGCCAUGAGACAAGGUGGGGAUGUGGACACACAGAAGAAAUUUUCUGCUGGGGCUAACAAGCAGAGCAGUGCUAACAAGAACACAGCCAAGCUGGAUCGUGAGACGGAUGAGCUUCACCACGAACACGUCCCCCUCGACGUCUCCAAACUCAUACAGCUCUCUCGCCAGAACAAGGGCUUCACUCAGAAGGAAUUGGCCACUAAAAUAAAUGAGAAACCUCAAGUGAUCAAUGAAUAUGAAUCUGGAAAGGCGAUUCCGAAUCAACAAGUCUUCGGAAAACUUGAGAGAGUAUUGGGUGUGAAACUUCGUGGAAAGGACAAAGGGAAGCCUCUUGGUGCUGGCCCCAAAAAGUGAAGAUCUUCCAGUUCCAGUUUCAUAAUCGUUGCAGCAGCUUCUGCAGUUCCAUCUUCUACCUACUGUAUAUAGUAUUGUUAUUUUUAUCGAAAUGUAGAAGAAAUCGACCACAUAAUAAUUGGAUAAAGGCUUAGUAAACAACAAAUAUGUGACGUUCCAUACUGUUCAUCGGAGUUGUGUAUUAUGUGAAUUCGUUAUUAUGAACAUCUGGGUGAAGGUUGCCCUUUCAUGAUCAGUGUGUCAAGAAAAUAAAAACACUCAAGUAUUUCGGAAGGAUCUUUGCUUCGGUUGGGUUGAAGUUAAUCCAUUUUGCAUUGUCCCAAAUACCUGGAAUAAAUGUUCAUGUCAUUUCAUAAUAAA